CAGUGAGUGAAGUGUGUGUGUAUGAUUGUGAAGUGUUUGUAGUAGCAGAAAUAAAAAAUCCUAAAAUUUUACAAUUGAAGUGAAUAAUCUGUUAAUUCUGAAUUACAAUCUUCCAAAAGUCAGUGUCAGUGAAAAAUAUAAAACAUGUGAAUAUUUGAUGGUGAAUAGUGAAAUUUGAAGCUAUUUAUUACGACACAAAUUUAAACCAUUCGUACAAAAGAAAGGAAAAUAAUUUAAAGAGCAAUUAUUGUGCCGUUUGCCGAGUCUUUAAGAAAUACAAAAAAAGGGAACCAAACAUUAUUGCCGCACACAGACCUCCCCAGACAGGAAGGAAACGGGAGGAGCGCUACUUUCUGGUUGAAUUUACCGCACGCCGCAUAGGAAACAUCGUCGCUAACACAACAACCCUCCCCCCUGCGUAGUGCGUAGAAAGUGCGACUGCGCAGUAGCAGCAGACAAUAACCAGCGUCGCGGAGCCAAGGGCAAGCGGGAAAAAUAGAAACGCGCGCGCUCGAGCUAAAGACGCGCCGAGCACGCACGCACACGCCUCCGUCUGCGAUGCCGAAUGCGUACGAUAGUGGCGCGGGUAGCUUGCCGUAGACAUCGCCAGUCGUAGUCGAACGAUCGGAUCGGACACUCCAUGGGGGGCAAACACAGCCGCCUCCAGCGAGAGCAGCAGCACCAGAAGCAACGGAAGCAGCAGCAGAAGGCGAAUCAACGGCGAAAGGAACCGUGUGACAGCUCGGAAUCGGCAGUAGUGGUCGCAGCACCUGACCAGCGGACGGGGGGUGGCCCGGUGAACGGCGGUGGUGCGGUUGUUGUUGUGGUUGUGCCCGAUGUCGCGAGUGAGUCGGCGCUGAGCGUAGCUGAACGUGACGCGGAACGCGUGGGACUUGCUGCUGAGUGCAAUACGCCGAAGCAGGAGCAGCAGGAGCAGGAGGAGGACAGUACGAAAAGCUCCGUUACGAUUACGAUUUGCAUGCUGAAAAUGGAACCGAAUGCCGGUGGCGGCAGCAGCACCAGUACGGAGAUGGUGGAGGAUGUCACACCGACGGUCGAAAGCCCGACGACAACGAGUGAAGAAGGCGUUGAAAGAGCAGUGAGAGACGUUACAGCGACAGACGGCAGUUCACUUUCGCGGCGAGACUGCUGUGCCUGCGUUGAGAAUGGUAAUUUUAGCACGACAGAAACAGAAACAGCCGCCGACACGGUGACGGCGAGAUGUAGUUGUAGUUCCAACGGAGUAACCGCCGCCGCCGAAACGAUCGACAAUCGGUUGAACAAUAACGAGCAGCCACAGGGAACGACAGCAGCAGCAGCAGCAGUAGCAGCACCGACAGCGACGUUGCCCACAAUGUCUUCCAAUCUGCCCGCCAACACCAGCCCAAGUGUCCCGUCAGCAACGCCAGCAGCAGGACUGUCGUUCAUGAUCGGAGGUCACGAUCCUGCCACCAUCAGUCAUUUGUUGCAUCGGUUGCGGCACCUGCACCAUCACCACCAUCACCAUCACCAUCUGCACCACCAUCAUCAUCUGAUGCAUCUGCACCAUCUGCAUCAUCAUCUUCCUGCUGCGGGAGUUGGAAUGCCCGCCGACUUGCCGAUCGAUGCGGUGGCGGCGGUAGCUAACAGCACAACAGUCGACUGGAGGCAGCAGCAACCGCAGUGGAUCGCUGCCGCCGGCAUGGUCGGUGCUGCCAGUGGGGCGCUGGUUCGCCCGCACGACAGCAACGCCGCGCCACACCCACUCGGUGGAUCUUCUUCUGCUACGGUGGGAACGACGACACCCGUUGCUCCACUGUUUAUGGACAUCGAUAUCGAUCUGAAGGACAAGCUCGAGGGGCUAAAGCUGGACAGUAGCAGUAGUAGCAGCAGCAGCACCGCGAGUGGACAGCGCACCAGCAACAACAACGUGACGGAAGCGUCCGGCGAACAUCCGUACAGUGUUGGCGAAUGUCCGACCUGCUGCGCGAUGGCAAUGGCCGCGAAUGCGUCGGUCGGUGGGCUGCAACAUACCGGUGCCGUUGGCGGUGGUCCAUCCGCCACGAACGGAACGGCGGCUGCCGUGUACAAUGGCAAUGCCGGCGAGGUGGAGGAGAAGAUACUCAACACAACGAACCAACCGGCGGCAAUGGCAACUGCAGCAGCAGCAGCAGCGAGCGGUGGCGAAAAUGUGCCAGAAUCGUCGACGGUGACUUCACCCUCCCAAUCGAAUGAUCAGAUUUCAACCGAGCUGCCGGACAGCACUGGAGCAGGAUCAUCUGCGGUGGCAUCUCCAUCUGCUGCUACCGUCGGUGGCUCUACGGUGGCGGCAACCAGCAACAACAACGGCAGCUCUGCGAAGGAUGCGGAGCAACGGCCCGGCGAAGCGGUGGUGGACGACAAUUCCUCGAACCAGACAGCAGCAGCAGCACCAACAACACCGACCAGCGUGGUCUCGGCGGGUUCAGCAAACACAGCCAGUGACAGUUCGCCAGUAGCCACGGUCACGGUCGGUAGUGCGUCGAAGGCGACGGCAAACCUACCGCCCUGUGCUUCCUCGGUGUCGUGUUGCGCCAGCAACGGCAACAGCCGGAAGUCAGCGUCUUCCACCGCGUCCACCCUGUUCGGUUCACUGUCCUUCGCGGGCCGUCGAUCGCGCUCGUCCAACGCGCGCGCCGGAAGCUGUUGCUCACCCACGGCGGACGGUUGCAACUCUCCGGAGCAACAGCAGCAGCAGCAGCAGCGUUCCCGCAUCUCCUGGAUACCGGGCAGCGGGCAGAAGCAGCACCGCAACGGUGCGAAAAAUGCAACCCCUAGCGCCAAAACGAAAAAGUCGAACUGGCCCUUCUCGCUAAAGUCAUCCGGCGGCGGUGGCAGCAGUGGCGGAUCGAACGCGGGAACGGCAGCAGCUGUGGCCCACAAGCAGACAACCAAAGCAGCAAACGGUGGCAGUGUGGUGUCUAGCAAUACAGCAAUGUCCACGGACGCAACGCCCGGUGGCAGUGUUCUAGCGGGCGUAGCAGGCCCAUCGCUUCGCGGAAGCACGCUGAUCGCUUCGGCAAAACUGUUGAAAGGUGAAUCGGAUAAGGAUGAUACGUGCGUGUGUACCGCCUACCGGAAGGUGAGUGAAUCGCCACCGCCUCCCUCAUCGCCCAUACCACCAUCAGCCGCAGGUGCGGCCGCGGGUCCUUCCGGGGCGGCAGCACCCCGCCCGAACGAAUCCGUCGAAUGGCUCGAGGAAGCAAUCCAAGGAUCGGGACUGGUGCCGCUUAAUCUCCAUAUGCUAAGCUCGUUGCGUGCUGCGGGCAGUGCCGGCACAUCGGCGGGUCAGCCAUUGAUAUCGCUCGCCGGCCCGGAAUCGAUCCCGAUGCUGCCCAACAAUGGGAGCAGCAGCAGCAGCAACAACAAUCACCACCACCAUCAUCAUCAUCACGCGAUGGCCGCUGCCCUGGUGGCCGACCAUCAUCCAACGUUCUUCUUCCAGUCCGCACACCAUGCUCCGGCGGUGGCGGCAGGAGCGCCCGGAGCGGCCGCCGCUGCUGCUGCAGGCCCCGCCGCACUGUUCGGUACGCUUCCGCUCGGUGCAGGCCAUCCGCCCGCGAACGAUGUGAUACUGCUGGCGGACUCGCCCGUCCUGUUUGAUCUUACCAGCGAUGACUUCUCGGUGGAGGACUGUGACGAGCGGGCGCGCAUUCAGCGCGAGCUGGAAAUCCGCGAAGGCGUCGACGCACCGCCCAACUUCCAUCCGCGCCGGCUCAUGUCGGGCGGCACGAUUGCGUCCGGGCCGGCCGCCAACCAUCCGAUCGCGUUCAUCUACUCGCGCGAUCUGGUCCAGCGCGGUCUGCUGAUGGCGAACAAGCUGAUCCAGCCGCUGGAUGCGGCGGCGGCGGCAGCGGCGGGCGUGUGCGUUGCCCGGUCCGGGUUCGGCCGGUUGCGCAUCCACUCGCAGGUCGACUUUAUCCACUGUCUCGUGCCGGACCUGCAGAAGAUUACCAGCUGCAGCUUCUACUGGGGCAAGAUGGACCGGUACGAGGCGGAGCGGCUGCUCGAGGGUAAACCGGAGGGUACGUUCCUGUUGCGCGACUCCGCUCAGGAGGAGUUUCUGUUUUCCGUCUCCUUCCGCAAGUACAACCGGUCGCUGCACGCUCGGAUAGAGCAGUUUAAUCACAAGUUUAGCUUUGACUCUCGCGAUCCGGGCGUGUUUACGGCGUCGACGGUGACGGGGCUGCUGGAGCACUACAAGGACCCGUCCUGUGUGAUGUUUUUCGAGCCGAUGCUAACGUUCCCGCUGAACCGGAACUUUAGCUUCAGCCUGCAGCAGCUCUGCCGGGCGGUGAUUGUGAGCAACACGACGUACGAUGGCAUCAACGAGCUGACGCUACCGAAGUCGCUCAAAUCCUACCUGAAGGAGUACCACUACCGGCAGCGGGUCCGCUUCCGGCCCAUGGACGAGCAUCUCUACUCCAACGCGUAGCUGCUCGACGAUGACGUUGAGGACGGAGACGACUUGUACGAUCCGGACGGUGACGAUGAUGAUGACGACGACGAUGACGACGAUGGUGAAGAUGGUGGCCGCAUCGUGAUUCGUAGUAGAAAAGCAGGCACCAAUCGUGUGCCUCCUGGCGAAUCUACUGGCCGAUACUUACCCGGCUGGGUGUGGAAAGGUGCCAAUGUGCAUCCUUACUACUACGCGCUACAUCCCGUCACGUGUGGGCUAGCUGCCGCUAAGCGACAGUGCAGUAAAAUGGUCAAACCAACGCUCGGUGAACGGUGGCGCAAACGGCUUCAUCUUCAGGGUGGCUCCUUUGCACCACAGCAGCCAGCGGCCGGCGUGUCGUCGUCCUGUUCGUCCGCUUCAUCCUCCCGCUGGAUGUACGUGCUGAAGCGGUUCCUUAAGCGCCGGCAAAGGAUAAUGUCCUGCCACCGGCCACAGUGUAGCGAGUGGUAGUGUCCCUCCUUUUCCCCCUAUGUUAUGUAGCCCCUAUGUAGCAAUGUGUUGUUUUUGUUUGUUUGGUUGUGUGUGCUUGUUUGUUAGGCUUUUUUUCUAAAAAAAAGGAAGUGCACCCAUUUUUAUAGUAAAUUCCCCCGGGGAGGCACAAUAGCUAAUCGAAGAGGUAGAGAGUGAACGAUAGUAAGGGAGGAUCCUGUCGAAUGAUACACACAAAUCGGUCACCGUUUUUUCGGUGUACGUUUUAUAGCCCUUCCGAUAGCUUUACACAAACACACACACACAUACUUUAAACACUUGAGCAGUUUUCUCAAUUCGCACUAUGUUAGUAAAUUAUUUGCACUUCCAUUCCACCCGUUCCCAAUGCUUCUAUCCACUACUUUGCACACUCAUUGUUAGGGCGGAGUAGUAGUAAUGAGCCGAAAAACAACAACAAUAUUCACAUCAUAAUAAUGAGACAGAGAGAAAGGAGAGCAGGAGAGGGAGACAAAGAAACGUCUCAUGUAGUGUUAAAACAACCACCAGAAUCAGUAUUUCAGUAUAGUAAUUGUGCGUUUAUUAGUCUCCCACACGACGUAUGCGCAGCAGAGCUAGGAAGCGUAAACACUUAAUCCUUCUUAGCCAAACCGAUCCAACCGAAUCAACCAACCCAACAACUCCCCCACUCUCUCUCUAUGUGUUGUCCUAGAGCAAAUUGUAUUUGUUUGUUUAGUAGUGUUAGAAGCUUGAAUUUUAAGAAUGGUGUUACUAGCACUCCAACACUAGGAUAUACCAGCUGGUAGGCGUAUUUAUUACACUAGCAAUUAUUGCAAAUAGAUUUUACACACAAAUAAGCUAAUCAGAUUCAACACACACACACACACCACACAGCUACUGUGGGUCGUGUGAGGCAAAUUGUACAGAAGGUGGUAGCGCUGGUAAAAAGGCUCACCGUCAUUUAGUUACAUUUAGUUACGUUUGUAAGGGACCCCCCUUAGCAGAUUGUAGAUACAUUGUGUGUGUUUUUAGUUUAGUUAAUGUUUAGUUGUUGCUUUCCGGUCACAAUUUCAGGCCGCGGAAGAGUUCGCAGAGUAGUCGCAGAGAGAGGGGGGGGG
Molecule: messenger RNA, 6021 nt
Organism: Anopheles merus
Lineage: Eukaryota; Metazoa; Arthropoda; Insecta; Diptera; Culicidae
Gene: Socs36E
Exons: 6
Coding region: 641-4453 (1270 amino acids)
Biological process (GO): intracellular signal transduction; phosphatidylinositol phosphate biosynthetic process
Cellular component (GO): phosphatidylinositol 3-kinase complex
Molecular function (GO): 1-phosphatidylinositol-3-kinase regulator activity
Source: RefSeq, a predicted model, not a curated record